Molecule: messenger RNA, 3734 nt
Organism: Etheostoma cragini (Arkansas darter)
Lineage: Eukaryota; Metazoa; Chordata; Actinopteri; Perciformes; Percidae
Gene: pld2
Product: phospholipase D2
Exons: 24
Coding region: 199-3054 (951 amino acids)
Biological process (GO): phosphatidic acid biosynthetic process; cell motility; intracellular signal transduction
Molecular function (GO): phosphatidylinositol binding; D-type glycerophospholipase activity
Source: RefSeq, a predicted model, not a curated record
CACACUCUGUCCUACUUAGACAACCCAUGGGAGGGACUAAAUCGUGCAUCACCUACGGGGAGAAGAACUAAGCACAGGCUUGAAUACGAAACAACUUUUAGCAUAUAGGCUGUCGUUUUAUCAUGCGUGUGGAAUAGCGCUGCUGAGUUGUGGCGUGUUUCAACUGAUAUAGCAGCUGGCACGUGCACCAGCGGUGCAAUGGCCAGCCCAGAUGUGGUAGAGCCAGCGGCUCAGAGCUCCACGGCCCAAAACCUGUCCAGAAGGCGCUUUUCGCGUGACGCCCAGGGUCUGAGUCCAGACGAGAUAGAUGGCCUCAUGUCCAGCAGUGAGGGCCGUCCCUUCCUUGUGGUGCAUCAUCUUCCUGAAGUAAAAGAGGAGGGGAUACCUCCCCUAAUGCCUGGGAUCCCUGUUACAUGCAGAGUGGAGAACACAGAGAAACACACUACUCGCUCAAAGGUCAAUGUAGGCACCCUAUACACAGUGCAGCUAACACAUGGCCACUUCCAGUGGACAGUGAAGAGGAAGUACAAGCACUUUCAGGAGCUGCAUCGAGACCUUUACAAGCACAAGAUGAUGCUUCACUUGCUGCCUCUGGCAAGAUUUACAAAGGAGAGGCAGCAGCUGAGAGCCAUGUCAGAGGAAAUGCCCAGCCUGCACGGGACUGAACGAACCAGGAGGACCUCCAGCAAAUUGAAAUACCUUGAGGAGUACCUUAAUGGUCUGCUGGAGAACUCAUUUUGUAGGAAUGAUCACAGCAUGAUGGAAUUCCUUUCUGUCGGAGCUCUCUCCUUUGUCACUGAUCUCGGACCCAAAGGCUUGGAGGGACCCAUCUUCAAAAGGUCAGGGGGUCACCGGAUCCAAGGCCUGAACUGCAUUGGCCAUCAUCAGUUCUGUUUUCGCUGGUCACGGCGUUGGCUGGUGGUGAAAGACUCCUUCCUGAUGUAUAUGAACAGAGACAACGGCCACAUCAACUUUGUGUUGCUGUUUGAUCCAGAGUUCAAAGUGAAAGUGGGCCGCGCUCACACAGACACCAGAUAUGGAGUUUGCAUUGAGAACUUCUCUCGGAAUCUGAUCAUCAAGUGCAGCAGCUACAGACAGACUCACUGGUGGAGUCAUGAAAUCAACCGGCUAGCAGAAACCUGUGACUUUCUCAAAGUGCAUCGGUUCGAGGGGUUCGCUCCACCACGGGAGAACACACUCACUAAAUGGUAUGUGAAUGGAGGUGGCUACUUUGCAGAUCUGGCUGAUUCUCUCGAACAAGCCAGGGAGGAAAUCUUCAUCACAGAUUGGUGGCUGAGCCCUGAAGUGUUUCUAAAGCGACCAGCUACGGAUAACUACUGGCGUCUAGAUGAAAUCCUCAAACGCAAAGCAGAACAAGGAGUCAAAGUGUGUGUCCUGCUGUACAAAGAGGUGGAGCUAGCACUUGGUAUUAAUAGUGAGCACAGCAAGAGGACUCUUAUGAAUAUGCACCCAAACAUCAAGGUAAUGCGACAUCCUGACCAUGUAUCCUCUGUGGUGUUGCUGUGGGCUCACCAUGAAAAGAUGGUGGCUAUUGACCAAACGGUGGCCUUUGUGGGGGGGAUUGACCUCGCAUUUGGGAGGUGGGAUACCAACCAGUACCGGCUAACUGACCUGGGCUCGACGGCCAACAGUGUAACCGAUGGGGAGCCAAUAGAAGAAAAAGCAGGUAAUGGUGCGGCUGAUGGUCCUGAACCAGACAAGCAAGCAGAGCUGGACCCUUAUGAUCUGACCUACAACAAUAAACUGUGGCUUGGCAAAGACUACAGCAACUUUAUCAGGAAAGACUGGGUCCAACUGGACAGACCCUUUGAAGAUAACAUCGACCGUACUCAAGUUCCCCGCAUGCCGUGGCGGGAUCUGUCUGCCGCUGUUCAUGGCGGAGCUGCCAGGGAUGUAGCCCGCCACUUCAUCCAGCGCUGGAACUUCACCAAGAUCUUCAAAAACAAGUACAAGGACGAGUUCUACCCUUACCUUCUCCCCAAGUCUCACUGCACUGCUGACUCACUCUCAUUCACUGUGCCUGAAUCCAAGAAGGCAAAAGUGCAGGUGUUGCGCUCUGCCGACCGUUGGUCUACUGGAACCUGUGAAAACUCGAUCCUCAAGGCCUACAUCCACACCAUCGAGAACAGCGAGCACUACAUCUACAUCGAGAACCAGUUCUUCAUCAGCUGUGCCGAUGGGAAGAAUGUCCAUAAUGGGAUCGGUGAUGCAAUUGUGAAUCGAAUCUUGCGUGCACACAGAGAGCAGAAGAAGUACAGAGUGUUUGUGGUUAUUCCUCUACUUCCUGGAUUUGAGGGAGACAUCAGUGCAGGAGGUGGAAAUGCCAUCCAAGCUAUUUUGCACUUCACUUUCAGGACCAUGUGCCGUGGGGAGUACUCCAUCCUGUCAAGACUUCGGGAAGUUAAGGACCUGUGGACGGAGUACAUCACACUCUGCGGCCUGAGAACACAUUCCCAGCUCUCCCAGUCCCUUGUCACAGAGCUCAUCUAUGUUCACAGCAAGACCCUCAUUGCCGAUGACCGCUGCUAUAUCAUUGGAUCCGCCAACAUCAAUGACCGCAGCAUGCUGGGCAGCAGAGACAGUGAGAUGGCGGUGUUUGUGGAAGAUGAAGAGCGUGUCCUUUCUAUCAUGGGAGGGCAGGAGUACCAGGCAGGCCCCCUCACCCUCGCCCUGCGGAAACAGUGUUUCAGUGUUCUUGUUGGAGCUUCUUCAGACCCAAGUAUCAAUGUUGAUGAUCCAAUCAGCGAUGAAUUCUUCUUCUUGAACUGGAAUGCACCUGCUAAACUGAAUGCCACCAUUUAUGACAAGGUCUUCAAAUGCCUGCCCCACAAUUCUGUCCACAACAUGCGAGAGCUGAAGGAGUACUCCAGCAAGGAGCGCCUCUGUGACACAGACCCCGAGCAGGCCGUAGAGGAGCUGAAGGCUGUCCGAGGGCUGCUGGUCCAUUUCCCCCUGAGGUUCCUGUGUGAGGAGAACUUGCUUCCUCCACGGGGCACUAAAGAAGGCAUGGCUCCUGUCGGCCUGUGGACAUAACCACAGCCCAGGACCGGAUCAGACCACUAUGUAACAGUCGAAGGGCUGCUGUAAUGUUCAGCACACUACCCUAAAGUAGCACUGCCACUCCAACGGUGAGGAAAAGACAGCACUGCAACCCAAGUUCUUUGUGCAUCAUUAAUGUUUUUUAUAUUGUCUUUUUAACUGACAAAGAGCUAACCUCAAAAAAACCACUGAAAUGUAGAUUUUUAUUAGGAUUUUAGAACUUUAGAAAAUGAGUAGAUUAACCUGAACUGGCCAGUUUAUUCAUGAUGAUGAACUGUCUCAUAUCUUGCACUACAGUGCAGUCUGAACUGCAUGGCUGGCGGUGAUGUUAAACACAAAUUAAUGACUGUAUGAGUCAGGAGAGGAUUGCAAGUUUGUAUUGGAAAUCAAGCAUCUCACAUGAUCUGGGAACAUAGUGUACUACUAUUUAUUGGUGCAAGGGUUUUGGGUGGGUGGCUCUUUCUCUCUCUCUCUCUCUCUCUCUCUCUCUGUCUCUUUCUCUCCAUCUCUCUCGCUAUCUCUCUCUCUUUCUUUCUCUCUCUAUCUAUCUCUCUUUCUCUCUCCCUCUCUCUCUCCCUCUGAGGCUUCACCUCUUACUGCAGUACCAGCAAAUCUGUCAGAACAUUUGUGGUUGUUAUGGUGACAGAUAUAAAGAGGUGACUGGAAUAGAGCUG